This is a messenger RNA of Drosophila mojavensis, 4657 nucleotides long. Its product is annotated as solute carrier family 22 member 3. Gene Ontology annotation, biological process: transmembrane transport. The coding region runs from base 723 to 3347 and encodes 874 amino acids. The transcript is spliced from 5 exons. Gene Ontology annotation, molecular function: transmembrane transporter activity. Gene Ontology annotation, cellular component: membrane. The record is from RefSeq and is a predicted model, not a curated record. NCBI's taxonomy places the organism in Eukaryota, Metazoa, Arthropoda, Insecta, Diptera, Drosophilidae.
UUAGUUCAGUUGCGCGUAGGCCGAGCUGCAGUACGAAUCGACGAUUUUGGCGAACGGACGGCAAAAUGUCCAAAGACUUUUUAUUACCACCUAAACUUAGGCGCCAUCACUCCAAAAAGAACUGGCCUAAAUUCAGAGAAAUCAAAAUAAAAUAAAGAAAAUUCAAAGCACUUCGAACCGGUUUCAAAAUGGGAAAAUCAUCAUGAAAAUAUUGCAACAACAACUUGUUUAAAUACUUUAAUUAAAACUAAAAAAUAAAUCUGUUGCUAUUAUUCACUUAAAAAAGAAAAAAAAUUAAAACCCCAAAAGUUCGUUCAUGCGGCGAUAACCUAAUAAAUUGAAAUAUUGCGCAUACGCAGCGCUGUGCAGCAGCAGAGACAUUAUGUUCAAUUUGAAUUGAGUGAAUCGUUUCAAAAAACAAUCAAAUUGCAAUAAAUUGCUUUAAAAUAACUCCGCCAAGAGCCACGAGCACUUGUUAUGCAAAACGGAGAAAUCAACAGUCAACUCGAAAGAACGUAAACUUUUUAUAGCAUCAAGGCGCAGCUGUGACCACAUUUUGUGUGUGUGCGUGUGUGUGAGUGGGCGUGUGUUAGGGUUGUGCGUGUGUGCUUGAGUGUCAGUGUUGCCAAAAUCAAAGUGCCGCCGUUUGGUGGCAAUGCCGCUUAUAAUUCACAAUUUAACGAGGUAAAAGGCGCGCUUCCGAUUGCCGGCCGCCUUUCACAAUGCCCACAAACUUGAAGAGCGCUGGCAGCGGCAGCAACAGAAACCAAGCUGCCAAUGGUCAUGGUCAAGGCCUGCUUGACAACAUGACUACCGCCAACUGCAACAGCAACUGCAACAGCAACAGCAAUAGCAACAGCAACAGCAACAGCAACAACUCCAAUGGCGGCGGCAUAGGCAACGGCGCAUCCAGUGGCAUCGGCAGCAGCGAAAAUUCGACAGCGUCAACUACUCGCAGCGAUGAGAAAAAAAAUGCAGCUACCGAUGCUGAUGACGAUGGGGAUGGGGAUGGUAGCGGGGACGAUGAGGACGAUGAAGAUGACGACGAAGACGAUGAUGAAGAUGAAAGCACGGCAGAGACACCCUUACUACCAUUGAAGGAGGACGAGUCGACGCCAUUCAAGACCCCGAGUAACACACCUAUAUACGUAACUAAACCGCACAUAUCAGCAACGCCAUCCCGUGGCCAGUAUAACGCAGUUGUCAGUGAAUCACCGAUUACGAAUGCGUCCAAGAGGUGUCUAAGUGUCAACUCGCUGACCAACUAUUCCUCGCCCAAUCCUUCCCCCACGCCGUCACCUUCACUCACAUCCACGCUUACCUUUGAAAAUUGUGAGCCCAACAACAAUAACAACAACAACAACAACAACAACGAGGAAGUAUUCUACACGCCGCUCGGCGGACAAACACCAAAUCAUAAACCCACACAGGAAUUCGAGCUCUAUCCGCAAGACACGUUCGAACGUCUCGAGGGCAAGCAACCGAAGCCAAAUACCAAAAUGCAAAGCAAAGUGGAUGCAGUGGGCCAAAUCACCGGCCAUUGGGGCAAGUGGCAACUGCGCACAGUACUCUUAAUCUUUCUGUGCAAAAUACCCUCCUCCUGGUUUAUGGCUUGCAUCAUUUUCACGGCGCCUGCACCCCGCCACGGUGAAUUCUUUUGCAAGCCGCCGCCUGAGAUCGGCGUCCAGAAUCAGACGGAAUGGAUCAAGGUGUCGCAUCCCCAAAAGGAGGAGAAGGAAGAUCAGGAGUUUACCAUUGAUUUUUGUAAUGUGUACGAGGAUGCCCAGCAGCACGCUCAUCACUACUAUAACUAUGAGGACCGCUCCAAGGAGCCAGUCAUUUGGGAGAAGCCACUACAUCGCAACGCCUCUGUAAUACCCUGCACGGAGUUUCAGCAUAAAAGCACUUACCACUCGGUUGUCACUCAAUACGAUCUCGUCUGCUCCCGCGAUAUACUCGUGUCCGUAACGCAGUUCUUCCACUUGUUCGGGGUGCUCACGGGCGGAAUAUUGGCCAAUCAUCUUUUAAAAUACUUUAGUCCACGCAGUGUAAUGCUCUUCGGCAUGAUAACACAAAUAUUUUGUGGAAAUCUAACUGGUCAUGUGUCUUCCUAUGAGCUUCAUGUCUUUUUCCGAUGUCUCUCCGCUGUCUGCUGCGCUCAGAUGUACACCGCCGGCGGCAUGAUAAUGGCGGACAUUACUGGUGGAAAAUAUCGCACGUAUGUGUCCACGCUGUUUGAACAAUUCUGGUCUAUUGGAGUUAUGAUGUUACCAGGAUUGGCCAGCUUUUGGUCUAGCUGGUCGCAUCUUUAUAUGGCCAUUUCUUGGCCCACAGUAAUACUCAUUUACCUUUGGCAAUGGAUCCCCGAUUCCCCACGCUGGAUGAUAGAACGCGGUCGCGUGCAGGAUGCCAAAAAGAUUUUGCUUGAGUGUGCCGAGAUGAAUGGCACACGCCUUAGUUUGCCCCACGACAUUGACCAGCAGCUAGAGCUACAGGCACAAACGGCCAUGGAUGCGCCGCCUCCAGCGGGCUGGUGGUCCAUUUGGAAAGGUGAGAAGGCAGUGCGGCACAUGAUCUGCGUACAUCUGGCAUGGUCGCUAUACAUCAGCGUCUAUUACGGCUGCCUGCUGAACAUACGGUCGUUCAGUCGAGACCAUCUGUUCAUCAACACCUUUGUGGCAGGCUUUAGUGAGAUGAUUGGCACAUUCAUUGGACUCUAUUUGAUCAUGAACACCACACGCAAAUGGCUUUGGGCCGGAAUCUUCAAUAUUGUGGCCGGUUGUUUUGCGUGGUGCUGUUGGCUAGUGCCCAAGCCAGGCGUCGUUUCUCUAGAUGCCAACGUUGCUAUGCUCAUGUGCACGGCUAUGGUGUCCAAGAUGGCCAUAUCUACUUCGCUUUCCAUUCUGACCACCAGCACCGUGGAGCUAGUGAGCCCAGAGAAACGCAAGAUAGCUGCCUUUUCGACAAUAUGCUGGGCCCGAUUUUGGCUACUAGGUGCUCCGUUCAUUGGCUCCACCGUUGUGAUUGGCCAGCUAAUACCACAGACUGCAUACACGGCACUAGCGGUCAUUGGUGGCGUCUGCAUGUCUUUGAUCAGUGGUCCACGCACGCAUCCCAUCUCGCGUCCUGCAUCACCAGUGUCCCAGGGUGCCCAGAACAUGGCCGCACAGUUCACUGUCAUCGAUGGAUUGGACAACAAAGGCUAUGAGCCCAGUUCCAAUACCAGCAAUACCAUCUAUUCUACAAAUACGUUUAGGAAAUUGACCACACCGCAGUCGAAUUUACCACCACAGCUGAUGCCCGGCAUUUGGACGACAAAAAUGCACGAGGAUGUCCAACCAAUGUGAUUGAAUAUACAACUGUAUGUGCUGAUUGACGGUUAGGGGAACCAAGACAACUGCUGGAAUUGUGCAAGAGUAAAGCUGGAAUAGAUAUUUGGAAUGGAUUUACGACUUUGGACUUGCUGUGAAUUAUACAAUUGAACGGUCUAAAAAUUUGAUAUACUCUAUAAACAAAUCUUUUGUGCUAUAUAUAUAUAUAUAAGUAUAUGUGUAUAUAUGUAUAAAUAUUACUAUCUAGAUUCAUCUAGAAUCAAAACUUUAUAAUUCGCGUAAAAAUGCAACUUUUUGACAUUUAUAAGCAAAGUUCAAGCGCUAUUCGCCCUAUACUAUACCGAAAAAUCGAGCACAAUUUACAAAACGAACUAAAAAUAAUGCUCAAAAAAUGAGAAGAAAUCGAUGUAACAAUAAUAACUAUCUUAGAUGUCAAAGAUAACUUUUUAAGUAGUGAAUCUUUUAAGCUUAAAGCUAACAUUUCAAUUAAAAGAAAAGAUGCUCUGGUAAACUCAUAGAUUGAAUUACUUUAAGUUCUAUGCAUAUUUCUAGUAUACAUACGUAUGUGUGUAUAAUUUGCAAUUUAAAUAUUUUCGAUAAAUCGAGUAAUGUAACUUUUACUGUUUGAAACCGAAGAGACCCUGAAUAUGGAUCUAAAUAUAAUAGCAUGAGCAUAGCCAUAUAUAAUAUAAAUACCUUAGUUAGUUAAUGAAAAGUGGAACAUGCCGAAAGCAGCUCAGUAUUAAAAAUAACCAGAUAACUUAUCCUAAAUGAAUGUAAUGUUAUAUAUGUCUCAAAUCCAACAAUAUAGUUACUUAUCGAUGUAGUAGAAGCAUUGUUUCCUAUAAACUUAUAUCAACCAAAUUGAUGUUAAUAUAUAAAUAUAAUUAUAUUUAUAUAUCAUUUUGAGUAACCUAGGGCUGUUCCACAUUGAAGUGAUUGUGUUGCAAACACCUGGAGAGAAUAACUUGAAAAGACAUAUAUUAAGUAUUUACAUUUAAUUCUUUAUUAAUUAACUACAACAAUAAUAAUUCUACACAUUAAAUUCAAAUUAAAUUACUUCAAUACCAUUACGUAUUAUCAAGUGCAGCAUAGAGAAUGAAGCUAAUUUUUUAAAUAUAUUUAAUUACUUUAGUAGUGUUUUAAUUUUGUUAAGUAAUUUCUUAAAUUAACUACUAUAUAAUGAAAAUUAGCAUAUAUAUAUUUUUGCAAAUGAAUUCGCCUGAAAUCUAGUUGAAUGUUAAAUAAUUAUGGUUAGUAUAUGGAAUGUUAUUCAUGGAAAGAGAAAUAUUUUUUUAAUAAAUCAUACCAAAAACUCAUCGAAA